AUGAACAAGUGUGUUGCUGAUCUCAUAACACCCACGGGUGGGUGGGAUAUGGGGAAACUUCAUAGGCUCUUUGACCGUGAGACCAUUUCGGCUAUUCUCAAGGAUGGAAUUCCCCAAGGUAGUGGCAAGGAUAGCUGGUUGUGGACUUUGGAAAGUAAUGGGCGUUUCUCUUGCAAAUCAGCUUAUCUUUCCCAAGCUUUGGAGAGAGCGCCCCACUGUGAUGUUGCGCCUGCGCUUUGGAAUAAACUUUGGAAUAGUAAUAUUAUGGAGCGCCAAAAGGUUCUUUGGUGGUGCAUCCUCUCCAAUGCCCUGCCGGUUAGAGCAAUCAUCUGUAAGAGAUUUCCAAUUGAAGAUACUAAUUGUCCUUUUUGUGGAAGGGGAGAGGAAACUGUGAAACAUCUGUUUCUAACUUGUGAUGUGGCGAUGCACUUGUGGCGCUCAUCACCUUGGGGAAUUUUUCCAGUGAGUGACAACGGUAUUCGUGUUUGGGAUUGGGUGAAAUUUAUCUGGAGCCUUAAUAACAAAGGUGUUAGGGUUGAGGAUGUCUUUCUCUAUGCAUCCAUUGUUGUUGACAAUAUCUGGCGAAUGCGAAAUGAAGUGGUUCAUAACAACAGCCCUCCUCAUGUUUUAAAAUGUAUUGACAUUAUUUGUUCUUCUUUUGCAGAGCUACACACUACUCUUUUGCCUUGUCCUUCGCCGUUGAGGAGGGACAGCUGGAAUCCACCACCUCUGGAGUGGAUCAAAUUUAACUGUGAUGUUCGAGUGGGUUUAGAGAGUAUGUGUAUAGCUGCGGUUGGUAGGAACCAUCUGGGAAGGGUGAUGAGUAUUUACACAUCCCGGUUGGACUACUCUGAUGCUCUUUGUGGAGAAGCUGCGGCCUGCUGCUUGGCGGUGUCUGUUGCAAUGGAUCUUCAGCAUAAGUAUAUUAUAGUGGAGAAUGACUCGAGGCUAGUGAUCGAUGCUCUUAAUGGGAAGGCAUCCCAUUGGGCUCUAGAGAACUAUGCCUCCUUUUGUACUAAGUCUUCUCUUUCUUUUAUUUGUUGUAAUUUUUCGAACAUUAGUAGAUCUUGUAAUUUUAUGGCCCAUAAUGUGGCUUUUUGGGCUUUUAACAACAAUAUGUACGGAUCUAUUCCGAUUAACUCUGUCCCGGAGAAUAUUUUAUGUAAUGACCGAGAGGUCUAA
Messenger RNA from Cannabis sativa, 1182 nucleotides. RefSeq lists its product as uncharacterized. The record is from RefSeq and is a predicted model, not a curated record. Gene Ontology annotation, molecular function: nucleic acid binding; RNA-DNA hybrid ribonuclease activity. The transcript has a single exon. The coding region runs from base 1 to 1182 and encodes 393 amino acids. NCBI's taxonomy places the organism in Eukaryota, Viridiplantae, Streptophyta, Magnoliopsida, Rosales, Cannabaceae.